UCUCAAUUCUAUUUCUUUGUUUUUCUCUUUAUACACUGUAGAACCUCGAAAAUUGAGCAAUCGAAGCAAAUUACUUGUUUACUUUUUUCAUUAAUUCCUAUUGCUCUUUUCAGCUAUGGCUUUAUAUGGUGAGGCUGAAACGACAUCAUCAUCAAUUGGUGAGGACAGAAUUUCGAUGCUACCCGAUGCACUCAUCACUCACAUCCUAUCGUUUCUUCCCACAGACGAUGCUGUUCGGACGUGCCUUAUUUCAAAUCGUUGGAAACUCAUAUGGCAUUCAGUACCCACACUCUCUUUCUCUGAUAUUGAUUAUGUAUCACCACAGAACCUCUACAAAUUCGUGAAUGAUUAUUUGAAACACAGAAAGAGAGGUAUGUAUUAUAACAUCCCUUCAGUCAUAACAAGUUUUAAGCUUGACAUGAAAUAUUGCUAUCAAACAACCAAGUCUGUGUUCCUAGAUAAAUGGUUAGACUUUGCAGUUAAGAAUAAAGUCAAGGAGAUACAUGUUUGCUUGAACUCUUAUUCUGAGGGUGAAAACAAUUACUGGUUAACUGAAACAGUUUUCAAUGCAAAAUAUUUGACUGUUUUGGAGUUGGAAAGGUUAGAUUUGAAUGCUGCCUAUUCAAUUAGCCUUCCUGCGUUGAAAACUUUGUCAUUGAAAUUUUGUUUCUUUCAUGGUGAUGGGUUAUCAAAGAUUUUGAUUGGCUGCCCUUCGCUUGAGAAAUUGCAGAUACUUACUUGUGUUAGUAUCAAGUCUAUUGAUAAGCUUCGUUUAGAAAGUUCAACCCUCAAGUUCCUAAAAAUUGAAAAUUUCUUUAAUGCAUCUUUUGAUAUUGUACCUGUUCAAGUUGAAGCCACAAAUCUUGAGUCUUUGGAUAUAAGAGGAUUUUUUAACAUUCAAAACUCAUAUUCUUCUGUAUGCAAGGCAAUUAGGAACCUCACACUAACUUUUUAUGAUGAUGAUUGCAUUGAAGACACAUCCUCAUUAAAUUAUAUUAUUUCCAACCUUCCGGUUCUUGAGAAUUUGACUUUGAAGGAUUGCUAUAGACUGAAAUUGAAGCACCGCUUGCUCAUAAAAAUCUCUAAUCAACAAUUGAAGAGUUUCAAUUUGAAGAAUGAGGGUUCUAAAUAUGAGUCAUACAAUCAUGGAAUGAGUAUUAUUAUUGAAUCAGCUCCAAAAUUGGAAUCAUUUUAUUACGAAGGUAAUAUCAACUUUAGCAUAGCAACGGAGUCAUCUAAUUUAUUGAAUGGAAAAUUUGUGAUUUUUGAUCCACACGAGAACUAUGACUCAAAUUGGUUUAAUAGUAUGAUGAUUUUUCUUCUAAAUCUCAAUUGCUCUUGGAAUACUGUGACGCUGCAUGUGCACUCAGAUAAGGAUCUCAUCUUGUCAGAAGAUCUCAAAAGAUUAUAUCGUUCUCCUUUACUUAAUUGGAAGCAUCUCAAAAUUAUUACUGAUGAUAAGCCACAAAAAGAGUCAGACCUGAAAGAUGCUCUGAUGUGGAUCUCACCCUCCUUAGAAACAUUAUCUAUUAAUGAAAAUGUCAUACUUUAGUUGUAACUGAUGACUAUGAGCAUGAAUAAUUCAUCUUUUAUUUGUUUUGUCUGCUAAUGUUGCUACUUUUGUCCUUUUGAGA
Cannabis sativa is the source of this 1634-nucleotide messenger RNA. RefSeq names its product F-box/FBD/LRR-repeat protein At2g26030. Gene Ontology annotation, molecular function: protein binding. Lineage: Eukaryota; Viridiplantae; Streptophyta; Magnoliopsida; Rosales; Cannabaceae. The transcript has 2 exons. Bases 116 to 1552 code for a protein of 478 amino acids. The record is from RefSeq and is a predicted model, not a curated record.